Messenger RNA from Talpa occidentalis (Iberian mole), 3415 nucleotides. RefSeq names its product glycoprotein M6B (gene GPM6B). Gene Ontology annotation, molecular function: structural constituent of myelin sheath. Gene Ontology annotation, biological process: spliceosomal snRNP assembly; central nervous system myelination; axon development. The record is from RefSeq and is a predicted model, not a curated record. The transcript has 8 exons. The coding region runs from base 393 to 1379 and encodes 328 amino acids. Gene Ontology annotation, cellular component: myelin sheath; plasma membrane; SMN complex. Lineage: Eukaryota; Metazoa; Chordata; Mammalia; Eulipotyphla; Talpidae.
GGGGAGCCAGCAGCCAGCGGAGAGCGUGUGGAGGAGAGUGAGGAGGAGCAGGCGGAGGGCGAGCGGCGGGGGAGCGGGCUGGUCCCCCCUCCCCAGGAGGGAGCCGCAUUGAGGCACCCGCGGGCACAGAAAGGCUGUUUUAUAACUGGGAUCCUCGGUGACGUAUGGCUGCCUGUUCCCUGGCAGCUGCCUUUACGGACCAGUAGGCAGAGGGAGGUUGACGCCGCCGAGCCUCUGGCGGCUUGGAGAGGACUGAGCGCCACUGUGGUGCGGAACAGGACCUCUCAAUCACGGGGUGUGAAUAGCAGCCGGAGGGGAGCCCGAAAGACAAGGAAGAGGAGGGGAGAAGUGUGUGCCGGGGGGAGCGGGGCAGAGCAUUUUUGGUGGAUGGUAUGAAGCCAGCCAUGGAAACUGCGGCCGAGGAGAACACUGAGCAAAGCCAAGAGAGAAAAGCGAACAGCAGAGCUGAAAUGGAAAUUGGCAGGUACCACUGGAUGUACCCAGGCUCAAAGAACCACCAGUACCAUCCCGUGCCAACACUGGGGGACAGGGCUAGCCCCUUGAGCAGUCCAGGCUGCUUCGAGUGCUGCAUCAAGUGUCUGGGCGGAGUCCCCUACGCCUCGCUCGUGGCCACCAUCCUCUGCUUCUCCGGGGUGGCCUUGUUCUGUGGCUGUGGGCAUGUGGCCCUGGCGGGCACCGUGGCGAUCCUGGAGCAGCACUUCUCCACCAACGCCAGCGACCACGCCCUGCUCAGCGAAGUGAUACAGCUGAUGCAGUACGUCAUCUACGGCAUCGCGUCCUUCUUCUUCCUGUACGGCAUCAUCCUGCUGGCGGAGGGCUUCUACACCACGAGCGCGGUGAAGGAGCUGCACGGGGAGUUCAAGACCACCGCCUGCGGCCGGUGCAUCAGCGGCAUGUUCGUCUUCCUCACCUACGUGCUGGGAGUGGCCUGGCUGGGCGUGUUUGGUUUCUCUGCCGUGCCCGUGUUCAUGUUCCACAACAUCUGGGCCACCUGUGAGGUCAUCAAGUCUCCCCAGACCAACGGCACGGCCAGCGUGGAGCAGAUCUGCGUGGAUGUGCGGCAAUACGGUAUCAUUCCCUGGAGUGCUUUCCCAGGAAGGAUAUGUGGCUCCGCUCUGGAAAACAUCUGCAACACCAACGAGUUCUACAUGUCCUACCACCUGUUCAUUGUGGCCUGUGCGGGUGCUGGUGCCACCGUCAUCGCCCUGAUCCACUUCCUCAUGAUACUGUCUUCUAACUGGGCUUACUUAAAGGAUGCAAGCAAAAUGCAGGCUUACCAGGAUAUCAAAGCAAAGGAAGAACAGGAACUGCAAGAUAUCCAGUCUCGGUCCAAAGAACAACUCAAUUCUUACACAUAAGCGUUUGCCAGAGUCUUUCAGCCGACGAAUUUACAGCUCUGACAAAUCAUCAGACAACUGCUCUGCAGUACAGAUGUGUAUCCCACCAAACAACUCAUGUAGAAGUACAAACACUUCACUGUCUCAAGCUGCUGGGAAGUAUUUCUAGGAAAAUCUUCCAGUGGGUAAAUCUUUUCUCUUUAGAACAGAUAUUGGAGGUUUCACGUUAGCCAUUUUAAAAGGCAACACUUUAAUUAUUCAUCUUUCUUAAAUUCCCAGCAUGCUCUUUUAUUGUUACAGCAGUCCUACGACUGGGGCUACAUCAUAGUCCUUGAUAGUGACCCAAGAUGUGCCAGCAUCAAGGGAUGCAAGCCUAAAUUCACACAUGUCAUCUGUGCUAAAAUAGAUCUAUGUAGGGAAUAAAGUGAAGUUCCCUUUCUGACAACUGACAUUUAUUAAACUUUGGCUCAAAGAUAAUGUAAUUCUUACAAUUGACUUUAAUUAGCUGACUGUCCCCCCAUAAGGCCAGGACACAUUAAUUUCCUGAUCUAAUCAGAAAUCCCCACCCUUUCUAACAUGAGCUACUCUAACUCUGCUACACCUACGAUUGAAGCUGGAUUCUGACUAAUGGACAAGCUUUCCUGAAUCAAUUUUAUAAUAGAUUCAUUUUUUAAAAAUUGUCAUUCUUCUUGGGGGAAAGAUGUGUCAGCUCUGCCUUAAUGGGUAUUUGCUUUAAAUUUCUAACAACUUAUACAACAAUGGGAGACCCCAAAUCCUUCAUAGAAUUUUACUCCACAAAUGUUUUUCUUAAGAAGUGUUACCUUGUUAAAAUGAUCACCAUUCUAAACUAUUUUUACAUGGUCUGAAUAAGCGAGUUUACAGUUUCAUACCAACCAUCUAAAAACCCAAUUACAAACAGACCACAAACCUCCUACUUUUAUAGACUUGAAUACUUAGUUGGUAUUUAUUUCACUUUUAUCUAAAUCUUAGUUUCCUUGGGAUAAUAAAGUUCAAUGUUCAGCAAAAAAAAAAAAAAACCUGCUUGAGUUGAAGCCAUUUUCAAAUGAAACUUGCCUUCUAAAUCAUUGUGUUUCACAGCAUUAAGUGACUAUAGGUAUUGGGUAUUAGUGAUGGUAAACUUUGUGUUCUUUAUGAAAUGAUACAUAUAACUGUUGGGUGCAUCAGUGCUUUUUAAAAGGGGCUGCAUAAUAUAGGAUUAACUAUGUAUAUUCAUGUUAAGAAAUAACUUGUGGUUUGGCUGUUUCCUGGAUUUUAAAACAUAUACAUGUGCUGAAAUGUAUUAAAAUGAAAGGAAGCAUACCUUUAUCAAGAUGCUAUUAAAAUCGAACAUCAAGUAUAAUAUUUCAUUUGGAUUCUUUUUGUUGUUAAUGCCUAAAAAUGCCUAUUUGGAUCUUGACUUUUUUUUUUAAUUGGGAGAAGCUCUUCUAUGUAGAACAGUUGUUCCAGAUUUAGCUUGGUGUUUUAUUUUCCUGUUGCAUGACUGACAAAUAUUUUUUCCAGCAGUGGAGGUGCUGUUAGAGUCCAGUGUUCUAGAAGAGGCAGUGUCUUAAGCCUAAUUUUACUUUUCUAAUUCUGGUAGCUAUUACCAAGAAUUUCUGAGAGUUUUGUUUAAGUAGUCUAAUAUUUUUUAUGUAAAGAGCAUUAAAUUUUGCUAUGUAUAAAUUUUUGUAACCUAACAGUGAAUCAAUAUUUUCUAUCAGUGCCAAGGGCUUCCUGUAGUUCUAUUCAAGUGUUACAAUAAAUAUUUGUAGAUAAUAGUCAAUACUUGUGUAUGCUUAUUUUAAAGAUCUAUUUAGGUGGAAACAGUUGUGGAUGUACUAAGAGUAAUGAAAUAAAAUUAUAGCUUCAUUCACUUGCCUUCUUACCAUACAUAAAUACUAUCUUUCUCUGUCCUCAGUAUGGUGUCAUUUUUAAAUGUCUACUUAUGGUUACAUAUUUGUAUGGAAAUCAAGUCUGAGUGCUGACAAAUGUAUUUUAAGCAAGAACAAUUCGAGAAAAUAUUGUACUCCACUGGGCUAUACUUUACACAAAAUGCC